Molecule: messenger RNA, 429 nt
Organism: Orbilia oligospora ATCC 24927
Lineage: Eukaryota; Fungi; Ascomycota; Orbiliomycetes; Orbiliales; Orbiliaceae
Exons: 3
Coding region: 1-429 (142 amino acids)
Biological process (GO): carbohydrate metabolic process
Cellular component (GO): extracellular region
Molecular function (GO): cellulose binding
Source: RefSeq, a predicted model, not a curated record
AUGUUCUCUAAAUUUUCACUCCCAAUCUACCUCUUCAUCUCUGUACCUUUCUCAGCGGCACAAACUAUAACGACCCGUACAACCACAGCCUCCCUCCCUCCAAACGUCCAAACCCUCUGGGGUGUCUGCGGCGGUGACGGCGCCCCAACGGUCCCAUGGACCAGAACAAUCUGUGAAUCCGGCGCUUGGUGUUCCAGAGGCAACACCUAUCUCCACCAAUGUCUUCCAGUGUCUAUGUCGCCAACGGCCACGAGUACAAAACCUCCUACCACGGUUAUUGUUACUACUACACCUUUGAUUACGACUACUACUUGGCCUUUACAGACGAAGUAUGGAAAGUGUGGCGGAGUUGCGCACGUGGGACCGACGAGUUGUCAACCGCCUGCUACUUGUUCGGUUUUGAAUCCAUAUUAUUGGCAGUGUUUGUAA